Anthostomella pinea is the source of this 1200-nucleotide messenger RNA. The record is from the annotation of a GenBank genome assembly. NCBI's taxonomy places the organism in Eukaryota, Fungi, Ascomycota, Sordariomycetes, Xylariales, Xylariaceae.
AUGUCGUCCCAACUGUCUGGUGCUGGCGGAACAGGCAACAUCCCGAGACCUGGUCCGUCCCGCUCCGGGAGCCUGCCUCAAGGAACGGGCCAGUCCUCAGAGACCUCUGCCGCGCAGCCGCCCUUCGAUAUUAACAACUUCCCUUUUACGUUUGAGCAUGUACACGAUGCAUCUCAUUCUGCCCGUAUCGAAGCCGACACAGACCCUUCGAUGACAGCAAGUCGUCAAUGGGACGAUGAAUCGAUCACAAGUAGUGUUUCGGCAUACAGAGAAGAAAAUGGCAGAACCUAUCAUGCCUAUAGUGAUGGAUCUUGGCACUACCCGAAUGAUCCAUGGGAGCUUGAACGACUGGACUGGCAGUUUGUCUGCUUGAAGCGCUUGUUUAACGACAAGAAUUAUUUUGCUCCUUGGACGCAACAGCGACCUCCUAGACGAAUCCUCGACAUCGCGACUGGCACAGGAAUGUGGGCUAUCGAAGUAGCUGAAGAAUUCGAGUCUGCGACAGUCAUCGGGACUGAUCUAUCACCAGUGCAACCUGAAUUGGUUCCUCCGAACUUGCACUUUUACAUUCAUGAUGCGAGGACAAAUGACUGGUGGUGGCCAGAUCCUUUCGACUAUAUCCAUUUGCGCAUGACGCUGGGUGCCUGGGCCGAUUUCGAGCAAGACGUUGCGCGUAAGGCCUUCAAUCACCUUGAACCUAACGGCUGGUUCGAAGCCCAGGAGCUGUGUCCCAGCUUCAUGUGUGACGAUGACUCGAUGGCUCCCGACUAUGCGCCAAAACUGUUGUUUGACGACCUGCUGGACUGUGCAAGGGCAGAACAACGACCGAUUGACAUCGCCAAGACGUACAAGCAAAGCCUGAUAAACGCAGGCUUUGUCGACGUUACCGAGCAAGUCUACAAGAUACCCAUCAAUGGGUGGCCGAAACAGGUGAAUUGGAAGACCCUCGGAGACCUGUGGAAUGCGAAUUGUCUGGACGGCAUCCAGGGCAUAGCAAUGGCGCUUCUGCACCGCGUGAGAAGGCUGAAGCGUCAUCAGAUCGAGAUACACCUGAUGGAAACGAGACGAGCCCUCUCGGACAAGCGCGUACACGCUUACCAAAAGUUCUACGUCGUCCUAGGACGGAAACCCAGACCCGACGAAAUGGUCACGACACCGGGCGCUACAGCGAGCGCAUCAGCGAGCACAUCCAACACUUAG